Molecule: messenger RNA, 144 nt
Organism: Spirodela intermedia
Lineage: Eukaryota; Viridiplantae; Streptophyta; Magnoliopsida; Alismatales; Araceae
Source: the annotation of a GenBank genome assembly
AUGCACGGAGGAGGAGGCAGCGGUGGGGGUUCGAUGCACGGAGGUGGCGGCGGUGGGGGUUCGAUGCACGGAGGAGGAGGCGGUGGGGGUUCUAUGCACGGAGGUGGUGGCGGCGGCGGCGGCGAAUUGGGCGGAGGAGAGUAG